UGAUCAUUCGAUUGAUCCAUCCAAAGUUUUCCAAUCAAGCAUUGGAAUCGAUAGUUCUUAUUUGGAACAAUGACGCAAGAUGUUGAGAUGAAAGAGCAACAGGUCCCUGCAGCUCCUUCUAAUUCGGUUUCAUCUACGGCUCCUUCUAUUCUACAGCAUUUGAAGGAAAUUGCUGCACUGAUUGAGACUGGAGCUCAUGCUCGUGAAGUUCGUCGGAUUUUGAGGGCUAUUAGGCUAACAAUUGCGUUAAGGAGGAAGUUAAAGGCUUCUGCGAUCUCUUCGUUUCUUAAUUUUGCUCUUGCACCUGGAUCGGAAGCACACUCUCGUUUAGCUUCAUAUCUUCCAAAGGAUGAUCAGCAUGAUAUGGAAGUUGACACUGCAUCAUCUACAACUCAAGCUAAUGUAAAGCACUCCCCAGAGCUCGAGAUUUAUAGCUACUUGCUUGUGCUGAUAUUCCUGAUUGAUCAGAAAAAAUACAGUGAGGCUAAGGCUUGUUCCUCAGCAAGCAUUACCCGUUUGAAAAACUUGAACAGGAGAACAGUUGAUGUUCUGGCAUCCAGACUCUACUUCUAUUACUCUCUUAGUUAUGAACUUACCGGCAAUCUCUCCGAAAUUCGUGGUAAUCUCCUAGCUUUGCACCGGGUUGCAACGUUGCGUCAUGAUGAGUUGGGGCAGGAAACGCUCCUCAAUCUGCUACUUCGCAAUUACCUCCAUUACAAUUUGUAUGAUCAAGCAGAGAAGCUGAGAUCGAAGGCACCACGUUUUGAAGCUCAUUCAAAUCAGCAGUUUUGCCGCUACCUUUUCUAUCUUGGAAAGAUUAGGACGAUUCAGCUGGAAUAUACCGAUGCAAAGGAAUCCCUUCUCCAAGCUGCUCGAAAAGCCCCUGUGGCUGCUCUUGGUUUCCGGGUUCAAUGCAAUAAAUGGGCCGUGAUUGUUCGUCUGCUUCUUGGAGAGAUACCCGAACGAACUGUCUUUAUGCAGAAAGGCAUGGAGAAGGCCUUGCGGCCUUACUUUGAGCUGACAAAUGCUGUUAGAAUCGGAGAUCUUGAGUUGUUCAAAACCGUUGCCGAGAAAUUCUCCACCACUUUCACCUCCGACCGAACCAACAAUUUGAUUGUCAGAUUGCGCCACAACGUCAUAAGAACCGGACUCCGCAACAUCAGCAUCUCCUACUCCCGUAUCUCCCUCGCUGACGUGGCAACAAAGCUUAGACUCGACUCCCCAAACCCUGUUGCCGAUGCCGAGAGCAUCGUAUCGAAAGCAAUCCGUGACGGCGCCAUCGAUGCCACACUCGAUCACACAAACGGAUGGAUGGUGUCUAAGGAAACGGGCGACAUUUAUUCAACAAACGAACCUCAAAUCGCGUUCAAUUCUCGAAUCGCGUUUUGCUUAAAUAUGCAUAACGAGGCGGUCCGCGCCCUUCGGUUUCCACCGAAUUCCCACAAGGAGAAAGAAAGUGCGGAAAAGAGGAGAGAGAGACAACAGCAGGAGCAAGAACUUGCUAAACAUAUAGCCGAGGAAGAUGAUGACGAAUUUUAAUGAACUUAGUGUUUUCCAACAUCUUAAAAACUGUAUUCUCGGACAUUAUUAUCGUUGUCGAAAGCUCGGAUGUUUCGGCUACGAUUGGAAAUUACCUUUUUACCCCUUCACAUCUUUUUGAAACUUAUCUAUGGUUUCAUUUUGGAAAAAAUGGUAAUUUUUACAAAUUCUUGUGUUGCUGGAAUUUAGGUGGAUGGUGGAUGGACACCUUGGGUUCAGGAUUGCUAUGUGAAAUUACC
This is a messenger RNA of Cynara cardunculus var. scolymus (artichoke), 1778 nucleotides long. Its product is annotated as probable 26S proteasome non-ATPase regulatory subunit 3. Gene Ontology annotation, biological process: ubiquitin-dependent protein catabolic process; regulation of protein catabolic process. Bases 70 to 1539 code for a protein of 489 amino acids. The record is from RefSeq and is a predicted model, not a curated record. The transcript is spliced from 9 exons. Gene Ontology annotation, molecular function: enzyme regulator activity. Gene Ontology annotation, cellular component: proteasome complex; proteasome regulatory particle, lid subcomplex. Lineage: Eukaryota; Viridiplantae; Streptophyta; Magnoliopsida; Asterales; Asteraceae.